This is a messenger RNA of Aegilops tauschii subsp. strangulata, 678 nucleotides long. NCBI's taxonomy places the organism in Eukaryota, Viridiplantae, Streptophyta, Magnoliopsida, Poales, Poaceae. The record is from RefSeq and is a predicted model, not a curated record.
AUGUCGCUCUCCCCCCGACCCCGAUCUGGAUCGAGGCUUGACACCGUGCCGCCGUCACCCGGUGCCCUCACCUCGCCCCUCCGCAACCCUGGCUCCGCAGGGCGCCGUGCUCGAGCCCCGCGCCGCCCGGCGACCCUGCUGCGGUGGACGAGCCGCCUGCCGGAGAGGACCCCCUCCCUCGCGCCCGUGCCACAGCCUCCUCCUCGCCUCGACACCGCCGGCGCACACCGUCGCUGCCUCGUGCCGCCACUGCUUCGUAUGAGCCGCCUACCAUCGUCAUCGCCUCCUCGUCCUCCUCCUCGAGCACACUGCCAUUUCCCUGCCCCGCAAGUGAGGCCCGACCUCUUCUUCUCUCUCCCUCGCUGUCGCCCGAGCUCGCUGGAGCUCGUAACACCCCGCGGCACCCGCACCCUCCGUGCGCCAGCCACCUUGGCCCCUGCCGUGCCGCCCGCAUCCUCCCCCUCUGGCCUCUCGCCGCCGCUGCGCGCGUGCGUGCGCAUCCGCGCCCUGGCUCGCCGGCGCGCGCCCACUCCUACCGCGCCCCUGCUGGACCUCGUCCCCUCGCCACCGCUCAUCGGAGCCGCCGUGCCGCUCAGUCCCGUUCAACGCGCCCGGCCCUCGCACCACAGCCCCGCCUCUGCGUUCGCCGGCGCCCUCCAUCGCACACCACGGCCAUGA